ACACACGGACACAGCUAAAGGGUGGUGGAGAAAGGCGAGCCGAAGAGGAGGAGACAGGGAGGUGCAGGUGACAGGAGGGGAGCCACCGUUCUGUCGUCCCGACCCAACACUCGCCCAAACAGUUGUGCUUCACAUUCCUCGCAUCCUUUCCUCUCUCUCUCCUCGAACCCCAACUGUAUCGCGGUGGGAACCUUUUCUCUCUUUCACCUAAAAAAAAUACCACCUUGAUGAAGCUUCCAAGCUCUGGUCUCUUCCCUCUCCUGGCUCUUUUUUAUUGAAACAAAACCCCUCUUCGAGUUCCUAAAAAUCCCACCUUUAAGGCGCUCUCUCUCUCUCUCUCACUCUCUUUGGUCUUGUUUCAACUCCACUUAGCUUUUGAGCGGAAGCCUUCCUCCUCUCAGAGAGGCUUUCACUUUUAUCCUGGAGGGAAAAGUAGAUAAAUUUGAUUUCCCUGAGUCGGGAGCGACAAAUCGUUUUCCACGUGUUUUGUCCAUUAAGUUUUCGAUUUUUGUGGAUUUCGAAGCUGUUUUCCGCUGAUUUAGAUCGAUAAAUCCCGACCAAGAUCGCCUUUUCCUUGUUGUUGUUUCUUUGAACGGCGGAAUGGGGUGCACGUACUCGAGGGUGGAGGUGGACGAGGUGGUGUGGCGGUGCAAGGAGCGGCGGAGGCUCAUGAAGCAGCUUCUGAGCUGCCGGGCUGAGCUCGCCGCCGCUCACAUGGCGUACCUCAAGUCCUUGAGGAACACUGGCGCCACCCUUUUGCAGUUCACCGAAGUCGAGACGAUGAUCCUGGGUGACGCCCCCCCUCUCCGCCUCACGUUGCCUCCCUCUCCCCCCCCACCGCCGCCUCUGCCACCCUCGCCGCCGCCCCCUCUGCCGCUCUCGCCGCCCCCUCUGCCGCUCUCGCCGCCGCCCCGUCCCAACUUUAGUCCCAUUGCCACGAAGGAGGCGAUGGAGAAGAAGGUUUCUGUCGAGGAUCCGAAUGAUGUGGAUGACAACGGGAGCUGCGGGACGCCUCGCCCUCCCGUCCCUGGAUCAGUCUGGGACUUCUGGGAUCCGUUUGUCCCUCCGGCUUCUUCGAGUUCUUCAUCUCCAGUGCCUCAAAGGGAACAAGGAGCCGUCUCGCAGGUUGCAGUGGACGAAGAGGAUUGGGCAGAGACUAAGUCCGAGUUUGAGGAGGAGGAGGAGGAAGAAGAGGAAGAAGAGAAGGUGAUCCAAAGAAAGGAAGAUUUUGCUGUGACAGUGGAUCGGGCGAGAGAGAAAUGCCCCCUUAAGGAAUUGGCCGACGACAACUCUUCGGUAGUAAGUUGGUUAACCAAGGACACGGACAUGGGGAUGGUGGUGUGGAGGAGCAAGAAGACAUUGGCAGGGAUUAUAAGAGAGGUGGAUGAUUAUUUCUUGAAAGCUGCGGCUGGAGGAAAGGAUGUUGCAGUUCUUCUUGAGUCGAAUCGCAGCUACCGUUAUCCCUGGGAUCCUGAAACAAGGAAAGGGAAGAGUUCCAAGUCGGCCAAGGUUGUAAAUGCAUUGACAUGGAGCUGGUCUUUCAGAUCUUCUCAUUCUAACAAGGAUGCUCAAGAUGCAAUUAAUGCUAGCAGGCAUGGUAACCAUUGCACGACACUAGAAAAGCUUUUUGCUGAGGAGCAGAGGCUCUACAAGCAAGUGAAAGAUCAGGAAAAUGCUAAAUCCCAGCAUAAGAAGAUAAUCUUGCUACUGCAUAAGCUAGAAGCCGGUGACUAUGACUUCACAAGAACUGAGAAAACUCGAUCAGACAUAGAGGAACUGCAGUGCCAAAUGAUAUCUUUGAAGGAGUCAAUCAAUGGAACAUGUUUGUCAAUAUCAAAACUCCGGGAUGAAGAGUUACUUCCUCAGUUAAUUGAAUUUUCUGUUGGCCUUUUGAAGAUGUGGCAAACAAUGUACGAAUGUCAUCAAGUGCAAAACCAUGUUUCUCAACAGGCCAAUCUUCUUGAUAACCAUCUAGGCACUGAUCCGACAACUGACUCCCAUCAACAUGCCAUAUCUCAGCUAGAAACAGAGGUGGCUUUCUGGUAUAAUUCCUUCUGCAACCUCUUCUGCUGUCAACGUGAAUAUGCACACAUUCUCAACCAGUGGGUGCAACUAACCGAUUGCCUUCCGGAAAAUGAUACGCUGAUGGGAUCAACAUCCAGUAUCCGUGGUUUUUGUGAAGAACUUCAACGAGUUCUUGAUAGGCUCCCAGACAAGGUAGCAGCUGAGGCAAUUAAGAGCUUUUUAUUGGUCAUUCGCUCUAUAAUUCUGCAACAUAACAAAGAGCACAGCCUGAAGAAGAUAUCUGAUCGACUCCAGAGUAGGUUGGAGAAAGAGUUGAUCUCUCUUCGCACAUUGGAGAAGCAUGAUGAGCAUGCCCUUCAAGAUCCUCAGGCGAAUACGCUUCCAUCAUCAACUAGGCAUGCCAAACUGGAAGCUUUUAGGAAGAGGGUGGAGGAAGAGAAAGCCAAGUAUCUCGAUUCGGUUCGUAGGAGCCGAGCCAUGACACUGAACAAUCUGCAGACCUGCCUCCCAAAUGUAUUCCAGGCUCUAACGGGGUUCUCGAGUGUUUGCGCGCAAGCUUUGGGGGGAAUUGUUGGUUCCACAGAAGUUGCACCAAGUUUUUCAGAAAGUGUUUCACCUGUGCACUCAUGAACAUUUUACCAUGAUGAAUUCUGUAAGCAAAACCUUUUCUGGUUUCGGCAUCAUGGCCGAUGGUUUGCCGAUCACUUUCUGGAAAAUUAUGGUCUUUUCUUUUCGAGCAAAGCUUUUAUGUUCUAGUGUUAAAGAAUCCAGGAAAUAUUGCUAAACAAUGGGGGGUAUCUCACAGAGCUUGCAGGGAGUGACAUGGAACAGGGCUGAUCGACUAUUACAAGCUGGUUCGGAUCGUCUCGGCCUAUAAAAGAAAAAAAAAAAAAGGUG
This is a messenger RNA of Musa acuminata subsp. malaccensis (wild Malaysian banana), 2922 nucleotides long. Its product is annotated as protein ALTERED PHOSPHATE STARVATION RESPONSE 1. NCBI's taxonomy places the organism in Eukaryota, Viridiplantae, Streptophyta, Magnoliopsida, Zingiberales, Musaceae. The record is from RefSeq and is a predicted model, not a curated record.